This is a messenger RNA of Cladocopium goreaui, 5563 nucleotides long. The record is from the annotation of a GenBank genome assembly. Lineage: Eukaryota; Dinophyceae; Suessiales; Symbiodiniaceae.
CGCGACGACCACCAAUGAGAUAACAACGGAACAGAUAAUGAGUAUCAGCUUUGCUGGCGCGGCGCUACUGUUCGCUCUCCUGGUCCAUUCCUUGAUGUUCCGCGCCUCCUACCGCAUCGACCUACUGAUGGCGGCGAACCUGGCUCCAUGCCUUGGCCAGGCCACCUUCUCAAGGAUUGCAACUCCGGUGCAGUGGAUGAUGCUCUUCACUUUGGUGAUGCCUGUGGGGCUCACCGCUGUGGCAGCACAGCAAGUGGCCGACGAGUCCUGGCGUCUGGCGUCGUUGGGCAGCCUCGUUGCAGCCACUAUCUACUUCGGUAGCCUGGCUUUGGGCCGUGCCAUCGUGGAUUCCUUUCAGUUCAGCUGGGUGGCAUGCGGCCUUGCUACGUUGACAUUCUUCACUUUCGGUGGUUUCUUCUGCCAGUUUGUUUGGGUGGUUGAGCCUUUCAACUUCACGGCUACCUCAGUGGUGAUGCUGACGGUCAGCGCAGUUCCAAGCAUUGUGUUGGCCUUCCUCUUUGGCCGCUGGCAGAGUAGUCGCCAUGUCCUGGGUGUUCUUGCAGACGAGGAACAACUGCGUCCUGCGUCAGCUCUUCCACAAAGCAAAUGCAAGAGAAUCUGUUUGAUCCUCUCCCUGUUCUUGGUUGAGCUUGGCAUUCUUGGUGUCUAUGGCUUGGCAGUCUACAUGCUCGAAACGCGCAAAGAGGUGAAAAAUGUUGGCUUUUUGUUGGUGAUCGGCGUGGUGAUCUUGGACGCAAUGGUCUGGCAAGUUUGGUAUCUGGGCCUGGUGACGGGUGCUGCCGAAACCGCCUUGCUUAUGGUGCUGGCACGGGUGGCCGCCUGCGUUUGGGGAGAGAACUAUUGGCUCAUGGGUCAUUCGGGAGUCUUUCUUGCCAUGGUCAUAUUGGUUGGCUACGUCACUGUGGACAUGCUUGUUCCAGCUCCAGACAGUCCCAAGGUGCGGCGUCAGCGCGCAGCAGCGCAGAUCCUGCAGACUUUGCAAGCCAAGAUGGCGGGCGGCGGUGCUGCAGCUGGAGGCGCGUCAGGUGCGGCAGAUGGAGACGCAGAGCCGGAGGCUCCGGAGGCACCUCCCGAACAGCCGAAGAAGAAGCUGCCCUGCUAUCUUCAUCCUGGGUGGCUCCUACUGGCUCUUCUGGUUCUAUUUGCAGGUGAAGUGGCUCUUGUUACGAUCCAAUUCAAGCUACCGCUGAUUUCGCUUUGCAAUACCUGCGAUGCCCGGGAGCAACAGUACUAUGCAGGUGUGGCGCUGGGCAUGGGUUUUGUUUUCACCUUGUCCUUCUUUGCCUUCCGGAAGUCCAAGUGCCAAGCAGUUGGGAAGAAAGGACCUCUCUUGGAAACGGCGCCCCUCUUCCUGGUGUUGGCAUAUGCUGGGUGGUUGGCAGUUGCUGCUUACACCAGCUGGGUCGUUGAUAGCUGGGCAGUCCUGGUGCACGUUGGCUUUCUGCCGCUGAUCAUUGGGCUUUUCUUCUCGGCGCACCAUCGAUGGGUGGUGGAUGAUUUCUACCUGGGCCCUCCGAGGAAAUCCAGCGAUCCCAAAAUGGCCCGCGUGGUGCCCGCCGCCGACGCCGCUGACGCUGCCGACGCCGCCGACACCGCUGCUGAUGCCACCGAUGCUGCGGAUGGCGCGGGGACCGAUGCUGCGGCGGGCGACGCCGAAGCAGCUGAGCCGGCAGGUGCACCUGAGGCGUCAGAAGAGCAGGGGAAGAAUUGUUUGCAAAAGAUCCCAUGGACCGUGUGCAUUUGGGUCCUGGUGCUCGUGCUGAACAUUGCUUACGGUGGAGUUUUGCACGUCGUCUCUGAGAUCCGUUUUCGCUGGGUCGGCUGGAGCAUUGCUGCUGCGGUGCUUGUGCUGGCCCUUACCUUCAUGAGCAAUCGGCUUUGGUUUGGUACCUUGCAGAUUGACCGCGCGCAACCGAUCUUGUGGGGAUUUAUCGUUCUGAUCCUCGUGUCGUGGGCCCUCUUGGUGUGGUACUUUGAGGGUGGGUUAAAGUUGGACUACUUUGCCAUCUCUCUCCUUGAAGUCGUGUUCCUCUACCCAGCGGUUUACGCGGUGUUCUUGGCGGUACAAGUACUGAGGGACAGCCAAUGGAAUCCAAAGGAUGCUAAGACAUGGCGCUUCGUCAGAAAUACCAUCCUGCUGGGCACAGCCGUCUACUCGAUCUUCUUGAUCGUCAUUGCCCUUGCUUUCUGGCCGGUGACUCUUUGCGGCUUCUGCCUCUUGUUGAUGGUGGCUAUCUUGGCCGGGGCUUUCAUCCACUGGCAGCGAAACAAUCGCUUCGUGCCGCGCAGAGUCAAGAUUGGUGUCGCUAUUUGCAUCGGCGUUCUUGUUCUGGGCGCUGCUGCUGGCAUCACGUACUACUUUCAGAGUAUAUUCUUUGGCUUCAGCGUCGUAUGCAUUGGCUUGGUGGUGCUCCUACUUGGUGCCGGUCUUCUGGAAGUCUCAGAUUCCCAGCAGCGUACCGCUUUGGAACGCCUCCGAAUCGGGUCAUCAGACUUUGCCUUCCCGAUGUUCCGCUUCAAUGCUGGGAAGCUGUCCUUGGCACAGAGUGAUCUUGUGGCUUUCUUGCAGGCUUUUGCCGUGUCCAGUGUUUGGGGCCUGGUUGCUGCUGCUGUCAUGGAGGACUGGCCAUCCAUGGGCAGCUUGGAUGUGGUGAUAGCUUGGAGGGUGGUGGAUUUUGUGUCCUACAGUGGUCAGCAGCGCGCAGCCAUCCUGCGGGAUUUGGCACGGCCGCAGCUAUAUUCAGCCGUGCGGGAUGCCCUCGAUUCAGGCGAAACCAAAGGAGCCACUGUCGCCGACGAUCCCUCAGCGGCACCAGCAGCUGCCACAGAAGUGAGUGAGAAGGAGACCCAGAAAGAACUGGUUGAGGCUUUGCAGAAGUUCCGCUCCAGUCGGCAAGAGGCGGUGAAAGCCUAUCGAGACCAGGUCAAAGUUGCUUGCGCUGGCAGAUUCAACACCUUUCCGCUGGCAGCACUCUUUCACACCCUGAAUGCUGGAGUUGCCCUCAUCAGAAAAGGAUGCGUGACCCUAACAACGCCCACAGACCCACGGGAAGAGCAUCGAACUCUGCUGAAUUGCGCAAGGAGCAGGCUAGCUGCAGUGCGUCGCCAGCAACGCUUCCAAGCUCGUUUGCAGCUUUGCCUGGUCUCUGCCCAAGCACAGCAGAUGUGGGCCAAAGAGUCUGAAUUCCGCGCCUUUUUGCAAAGCACAGGCACUCACGGCAAGGGCCUGACCAUGGACGACUUCAAGCAGUUACCUGAGUCAGAGAGACUGGAGUUGGAAGGAGCAUGGCAGGCGUGGAAGGAGUCUGAAGCAGAAAAGCUGAGGAUAGAAGAAGAACGCCGUAAAGAAGAGGAGGAAGCAGCACAGCGGCGCAAGGAAGAAGCUCGCCGUCGCAAGGCACAAGCAAGAGAGGACUUGGAGAAGCUCAUCAAAAGCUGCGGCGUGCCAAAGAAAAUUCAGGAUGCCAUUCAAACCUCCAUGGCCGCCGGUCUCAUGGAAUCAGAUGAUGUCAUGGGCAAAGCCCAGCAGCGCGUCAAGGAGCUACAGACGGCAGAAAAAGCGUUGGAGGAGGCGCUUCAAAGUCAGGACGAAACGGAGGCUCAAGUUGAGAAGCUCAAGGAUGCGGCUGCCCGAGCAUCCGUGAUCGGCCUCGAAGGUGACCUCAUUGAGAAGGCGCAGCAGAAGGCCGAGGCGAUCCAAGCAGCGAUCAAGGCGCGAGAAGAAGAGGAGAAACGGAAGAAGGAAGCGGAGAGACUGAGGAAAUUGCAGGAAGAGGCCAGAAAACGCAAAGAGGAGGCCGAAGAGGAACGCAAGCGGAAAAGAGAGGCUGCACUCAAAGAAUUGGAGGGAGCAUUGAUGAGAGAGGAUGAAGGCGCUGCUCUAAUCGACAUUCUGCAAGCUGCCAUUGACAAAGCAACCGUUGCUGGCAUCGAGGGUGAUGUGAUUGAGCAGGCCAAACAGAGGAUCCAAGAAAUCCAGGUCACUCUGGAUUCUGCUGCCGACGAAGAGAGAAGGCGGAAGGAAGAGGAACGGAAGAAGAAACUUGCAGAAGAGGCUGAGAGAAGACGGAAGGAAGCGGAGGAGGAGAGGAGACGCAAAGAGGAAGAGGAACGCAAGAAGAGGGCAGGGGCGCCGAAAGUCAUUGAGGCUAACCUGGACGAACUGAAAGCGCAGGUGAAAGACAACGAUUUCGAAGACACUGUAUGGACACCACAGGUCUACGGAUCAAAGGCAAAUGUUCCAGAAUAUAAGUUCAAAAAGUUGCGGGAGAUGGUUGGCAAGGUGGAACUUUUCAGUAAUGGCUGCUCUCCAGGGGACAUUCAUCAAGGAGAACUGGGCGACUGCUGGUUCCUUUCAGCCAUUGCAUGCCUAUCGGCCAGAGAAGAGAAGAAACCCAAAGAAAAACAGAUGAAAGAACUGUUCACUUAUACCGAUACAGAGGUGGGUCUUUAUGUCGUGCGCUUCUACAAGAACGGCGUUUACCAGGACAUUGUGGUGGACGACAGAUUCCCCACCAAAUGGGGCCAGUGUUCCUUUGCCUCUUCUGGGAAGAAGUCAGAGUGCUGGGUUCAAAUCAUUGAGAAAGCCUACGCAAAGCUUCAUGGCACCUAUGAUUCGAUUGAAGGAGGAUUUGUCAACGAUGGCCUGGUUGACAUGACAGGAGGCAUGGGUGGCCAGAUCCGUCUGCAUGAUAAAGAAGCCAAGAAGGAGAUCAACGACGGAACGAUGUGGGCCACACUGAAAAGCCUCAAUCACGAUGGGCAUUUGUUGGGCCGGGGCGAUAUGGGGAUUGUGAGCCUUGGAGAAGCUGCCACGCCGUUUGUGAUAUACUGGGAAGUGGCUUUAUUGAUGGACAUCGAUUGGUUCAGCUGCGGAAUCCUUGGGGCAUCCUGGUAUGAGGUUAUGGACAAACGGCCAGCUCAUCCUGCAUGGCCCGGCAUGGCUGCAGUUUCUGCUUUGCACCAUGUGGACGAUGAUGAAGACAGCUGGACGCAGAAGAUGAAGAAGAAACUGGAUUUCAAGAAGGCUAACGAUGGCACCUUUUGGAUGGCCUUUGAAGACUUUGUAUUGCACUACCGAAGUGUGUACAUUUGCCGUGUCUUCGACGACGAGUGGAAACGCGUCACGGUGACUUCUGAAUGGCGGGGGGAAACUGCAGGGGGCUGCUCCAAUAAUUUCUCGAAGUAUGCGAAAAACCCCAAAGUCAAGCUGAAGAUUGUUGGCCGGGUGAAGUUGUUCCUGACAUUGAUGCAGCACGACUCCCGCGGUGUGGGUGAAGGAGAAGGGGAAAUACCCAUUGGCUUUCGAGUCUUCAGAGACACGAACUUGCGCAGUAGUGCCGUUUGUGGCACUGGCACCUACGCUUACGACCGCGAGGCCUCAGGAGAAGCGGUCUUUGUUGACACAGACUUGGAGGAGAAUUCCAAAGGUGGACCGUAUAUCAUCGUCCCAACCACAUUUGAUGCCGGCCAGGAACGAGCAUUCACCAUGAAAGCCUAUUGGAAGGGAGAUGCAAAUGCCGUCGUGAUGUACAUGGACUAA